Penicillium digitatum Pd1 is the source of this 1689-nucleotide messenger RNA. The record is from RefSeq and is a predicted model, not a curated record. Lineage: Eukaryota; Fungi; Ascomycota; Eurotiomycetes; Eurotiales; Aspergillaceae.
AUGCCGAGCCCGGAAGGCUCGGUGCACGUUGUCAAAAAACGUCAAAAACGCAAGCUCGCCCACUCAGAUGGUUCACCGAGACGUCCCAUACCCGAGCUGAACGGGACAGACUCGCGAGAUUUCGUUUCCACAAAAUUAUACAUCGACUCGUUGUUGGUUGAUCGGCAAGCUUCGCGCAUCUCCAUGAGCGCGAAACAUCCAGAUCAAUUGACAGCUAUAUUUGGCCCGAACCCCAACAUCUCUUUUUUUCCGGCCAAGAGAGUCCGCUCUAUCAAUGAAAGGCUCGGCCAUGACAGACUAGAACAGCUGCUUGCAGACAUUCGCGAUAUUGUCGCAGCCAAGGUGAAGGCGACAAGUUCGAUCCCUCGCUCCCAUGGUCUGAAAGAACACCACUUACAGAAUGCUCAAAACUUUCCUCGUGAGCGCCUCAACGCACACAUAAAUAUUUAUUUUGAGAUGGCCAUCUUCUCCUCUACUGCAUCCGCCUUUCAAUUUGAGCCGUUGAUGCUCUCAGAGGCUGCAGUAAUGGCACAGGGCUUGGGCUACAACCGCUCGAAUGGCCCACACGAAGGUACGCAACGACGCACCUUUUGGGUACUUUACUUUAUGGAGAAAGUCUCUUGCUUCAUAACAGGAAGGGGCUCGGUUCUGCAAGAUUCAAAUAUCAGCUGUGCCAUUCCAGACGUGCAAGAAUCUACGUUUGAUGACUACGAUUGGGGGUUCAGCUUUCUGCAAUACGCCCGUCUGGUGUCCAAAAUUCAUAGCAGUCUAUUCACAAUAAGCUCGGUAAACCAGCCAGCUUCUGAAUAUAACGCCAAGGUGCAGGGUUUUUUAACAGAGCUAGAGUCUUGGCGUCUUUCUGCUCCUUUGCGUUUUCGCGCCGGAGAGCCGCUCAAGCCUCGUCUGCUGCGCGAGCCACUCGCUCAGAUGAUCGCGCUAAUGACAAAUUAUCUUUAUUUCGACGCGCUUUUAACUCUAUCCUGGACCCUGUUGCAUUUCAGUGCGAUCAAGCUGGGGCCAAUGCGACAGCUUGACUUGAAACGAGGGCUGAUGAGAACUGCUCGCUCUGUUUUGGAACUAACUAAAUUCAUUGAAGUUGCCCCCUACACUCCCGUCUGGAUGCUCGCGGUGUUGCCGCUGUCAUGUUUGAUGAUCCUCUUCGAUCUAGUGGUCCACAACCCGGACCACCCUGAGGCUAGCCUUAGCCUUGCACUCCUCGAUAUCGCUAGCGGACAUUUUAGUCGGCUAGAAUUCGCCAGCAAUGGCAGUCUGCCCGGCUCUUUGGUUGCACAGUUUGCACAUCUUGCACGCCAAUAUGUAUUUGAGAAGAGGGAAUGCAGACACAAAAUGAUCGACAUGGGCGCUCGUGAUUACUCUUGCGACAUUCAGUCUGCGGUGCCGGCUGGGGCAACAGCCAUGCCUCCACCACCUGCAGAGUUGACCACCGCUGGUUUGCCAACAUCAAAUCAACCAGCUCAAACACUGCCUGGCCUACAUGAGCAGCUGCCACUCGAUCCUGGGGCCACGCGGAUGUAUGAUUCGAAUUUGUUAAGUGAAAAUGACCAGUUAUUCAUUCCUUCUAUCGACGAUCCAAGCUACCGCCUUGAGGACCUCGAGCUGCUAGGAAUUGACUUGAAAGACUUGUUCGAUUACCCAUAUGCAAUGUCAGGGGGUGACACCGUUGUAUGA